This is a messenger RNA of Fusarium redolens, 621 nucleotides long. RefSeq lists its product as uncharacterized. Lineage: Eukaryota; Fungi; Ascomycota; Sordariomycetes; Hypocreales; Nectriaceae. Gene Ontology annotation, molecular function: zinc ion binding; DNA-binding transcription factor activity, RNA polymerase II-specific. Gene Ontology annotation, cellular component: nucleus. The coding region runs from base 1 to 621 and encodes 206 amino acids. The transcript is spliced from 2 exons. The record is from RefSeq and is a predicted model, not a curated record.
AUGUUUGGUACUUGGAAGUACGAUCCUGAGACGGAUGAGGUCCAGAGCGUUCGCAAUGGCUUCGACCCUGUCACGGCCCGCUCUAGUUCCCACCAGGCAUGCGAUCGCUGUCAUGAGAAGAAGCUCAAGUGCAGUGGAGACAAGAAUGGCUGCGAACGAUGUCGGAGCAAUGGUCUUCGCUGCGAGUAUACACGCUCCGGCUCCAAGUCUUCCAAGAAGAAGAGUCCUCGCAAGUCCAACGACGGCGACAGUCCAUCGAGCUCUAGCUCUCGACGAGGGGGCAGCUCUUCCAAGCGCUCUAGCAAGCAUCACGGGCACUCGUCUCGAAUAGUCACGUCAGGAGAGGAAACAGGGGGUGUUCUGAGCCAAUUCGACUUCUCACAGCUCAGCCCUGAAGAUGGCUUCGAUCUCAACUUGCUCUCGAGCGCUGAUCAGAGCGCUGGAGGCUAUGCCACGGCUGGACCCUCAGGAGACCAGUACAAUAUGCAAGCCUAUGACACAAACUACCAACAGUGGGAUGCAUCAGGAUACUCGCAGGGCUACUCGAAUGAAGCCUGGGGCGGCGAGUAUGACCAGAGCGCUUACACCCAUGAUCCGCGAUACUAUCACAGCGGACGCUGA